Molecule: messenger RNA, 1765 nt
Organism: Ilex paraguariensis (yerba mate)
Lineage: Eukaryota; Viridiplantae; Streptophyta; Magnoliopsida; Aquifoliales; Aquifoliaceae
Source: the annotation of a GenBank genome assembly
UAUAAAAGCCUCCAAGAAGAAAAAAAGAUCCACCUCGAAGACCCCUCCACCACCACCACCCAACCUUCACUCCCUUCCUCCUCUCUUCCUCUUCUCUUCCACCUCUCUCCCCUCCACAACUCUAGGUGGAGAGAGACGGAGAUAAAAAAGAAUGAACCCGUUUUAGCAAAUUCCACCUUCCAAUUUCUCACUCUCUUCUACGAUAUAGUGUUCUUGUUCUUUUCAUCUACUUCCUUAAAUUGCUGAGAAAAAAAUUACUGAUAAAAAUACUAUUACGUAGAGAAUUGGUCAAUUGGGUUUGAUAAAAGUGGUGGAAAAAAUGAGGGAGGAUGACUCGAAUUGGUUUUCAAAGUGGGAAGAAGAACUCCCAUCUCCUGAAGAGCUCAUGCCCUUAUCCCAAACCCUAAUAACCGCGGAUCUAGCUAUUGCCUUCGAUAUCCGAUACCCAAAUAGCCCACAAACGCCCCACCACCAUCAACAACCACCACCUCCACCUCCUCCGCCACAUCUUCAAACCCCUUCCACCCAACCCACCACCAAUAACUCGUCGGAAUUCGAUUCCGCCGAGAUGGGUGGAGCUGGUUCAGGGGACGAACCUGCCCGCACCCUGAAGCGGCCUCGGCUCGUGUGGACGCCACAGCUCCACAAAAGAUUUGUGGAUGCUGUGGCCCACUUGGGGAUCAAGAAUGCUGUCCCCAAGACCAUAAUGCAGCUCAUGAGUGUUGAUGGGUUGACUCGUGAAAAUGUUGCGAGUCAUUUGCAGAAGUAUCGCCUGUAUUUGAAGCGAAUGCAGGGUCUUUCCAGUGGUGGUGGUGGUAGUGGUGGAGGACUAUCCUCAGCAUCUGAUCCUGCUACAGAUCAUCUGUUUGCGAGUUCACCUGUGCCAGCACAUUUUUUGCAUCCGGGAAGGCCCAAUUCGGACCAUUUCUUGCCGUUUGUGCCUGUGGCAGCACUGCAGCAGCAGCACCACCAGCAGCAGAUGGCGGCUGUAGCGGGGCAUCCACAGUUUCAGCCGCAGUAUAGGCAGAUGGGGCAUUUUGGUUCACCGCCUAACGGUCAGUUUGAGCAUCCCUUUCUUGCCCGGCAGUCGCAGCAGCCUGUUCAUAGGGUGGGGACUCCAGUGCAUAACCCGAUGCCCUCUUAUAUCGAAGAUUUGGAGUCAGCCACUGCAGCGAGUGGAAGGAAAGUUCUCACUCUAUUUCCAACUGGGGAUGAUUGAAUUUGGGUAAUUGUUGCCUUCUCUUUACCUUUCCUUAUCACUGCAGAUUGUGGGUCAUGUGAAAUAUGUGUAUGGAUUUGACUUUUUAGAGCUUGGUUUAAGUUUUCUUGUUAUUAUGGUUGUGCUUAGUACUCCGGGUUGAGUCCUUUUAUAUUUGGUCUUCACUGUUCAUGGAACUUGCAAAAUAUCUGUUGAGAUGCUGGGGCUGUGGUUUGGAACUCGGUUAUGUCUGUCUCAAAAGAUUGGGUGAGUGGAAACAAGUGUAACUAAUAAGUCAUAAGAAGCAGUUCAUGUACCCCCUUGUUGGCUUCUGGCAUUGGAUAUGGAUCGGAUCCAGUAACUAAUCUACCAUUAUGAGAAAAGAAAUUUUAUUGGAGGGAAUGUCAUUCUAUACUGAUUGUGAUGUUACUCUUGGUGGCAAUAAUAUUAAUGGCCUUUUGGUCUUGGGCAAUAGGGUCUUCUUAUAGUUGCUCUAGUCUAUCAUAACUUGAGAAGUAGCUGAUUUUCUUACAUUCGAGCAUUGCUUGUCAGGUUGAUUUGUUGUCG